Manihot esculenta (cassava) is the source of this 2441-nucleotide messenger RNA. Its product is annotated as phenylalanine ammonia-lyase G4. Gene Ontology annotation, molecular function: phenylalanine ammonia-lyase activity. Gene Ontology annotation, biological process: L-phenylalanine catabolic process. Gene Ontology annotation, cellular component: cytoplasm. The record is from RefSeq and is a predicted model, not a curated record. Bases 102 to 2213 code for a protein of 703 amino acids. The transcript has 2 exons. NCBI's taxonomy places the organism in Eukaryota, Viridiplantae, Streptophyta, Magnoliopsida, Malpighiales, Euphorbiaceae.
UGAACCCACUCAGGAAUUUUGGGUCCCCUAAAAUUUCCUUAAUCUAUUUCAUCAUUUUCUUGCACUUUCCUUCCACCUUUCCCAGCAAACAAACAGCAGCAAUGGACUUCUGUCACGACAAUAAUGGAACUCCUGAUCCAUUGAACUGGAACUUGGCUGCGGACUCAUUGAAGGGCAGCCACCUUGAUGAGGUCAAGCGCAUGGUGAAUGACUACAGGAAGCCUGUUGUGAGGCUAGGUGGUGAGACCCUGACCGUAGCCCAAGUUACGGCAAUUGCGAACCGUGACUCUGGUGUCAAGGUUGAGCUAUCUGAGGCUGCUCGAGCCGGGGUCAAGGCUAGUAGUGACUGGGUUCUUGAUUCCAUGAACAAAGGAACUGAUACUUAUGGCAUCACCACUGGCUUUGGCGCAACGUCCCAUAGAAGAACCAAGCAGGGAGGUGCCCUUCAGAGAGAGCUCAUCAGGUUCUUGAAUGCUGGGAUUUUUGGAAAUGGAGCAGAAUCUAGCCACACAUUGCCUCACUCUGGAACAAGAGCAGCAAUGCUGGUGAGAAUCAACACUCUAUUACAAGGUUAUUCAGGCAUAAGAUUUGAAAUUUUGGAAGCUAUUUCCAAGUUCAUCAACAACAACAUCACCCCAUGUUUGCCUCUCAGAGGCACAAUCACUGCCUCUGGUGACCUAAUCCCAUUGGCCUACAUUGCUGGGCUUUUGACUGGCCGGCCCAAUUCCAAGUCGGUCGGGCCCGACGGAGAAUCCCUGGAUGCUGCUGAAGCCUUUAAGCUAGCUGGGAUCAAUGGUGGAUUUUUUGAAUUGCAGCCCAAAGAGGGUCUGGCUCUAGUCAAUGGAACUGCAGUUGGUUCUGGGUUAGCUUCUUUGGUGCUUUUUGAGGCUAAUGUUUUAGCAAUCCUGUCAGAAGUUUUAUCAGCAAUUUUUGCAGAAGUUAUGCAAGGAAAGCCAGAGUUUACUGAUCAUUUAACACAUAAAUUGAAGCAUCACCCUGGACAAAUUGAAGCUGCAGCAAUCAUGGAACAUAUCUUAGAUGGCAGCUCUUAUAUUAAAGAAGCUCAAAAGAUUCAUGAAAUUGAUCCUCUGCAAAAGCCUAGACAAGAUCGUUAUGCUCUCAGAACAUCUCCUCAGUGGCUAGGCCCUCAGAUUGAAGUGAUCAGAACAGCAACCAAAAUGAUUGAAAGAGAAAUCAACUCUGUGAAUGAUAAUCCAUUGAUUGAUGUUUCAAGGAACAAGGCCUUACAUUGUGGAAAUUUCCAGGGAACCCCAAUUGGUGUUUCAAUGGAUAACACUCGUUUAGCUAUUGCUUCAAUUGGGAAACUCAUGUUUGCACAAUUCUCUGAGCUUGUUAAUGACUUUUACAAUAAUGGGUUGCCUUCAAAUCUUACCGGCGGCCGAAAUCCAAGCUUGGAUUAUGGGUUCAAAGGAGCUGAAAUUGCCAUGGCAUCUUACUGCUCAGAGCUUCAAUUCCUUGCAAAUCCUGUCACCAACCAUGUUCAAAGUGCAGAGCAGCACAACCAGGAUGUGAACUCAUUAGGUUUGAUUUCUGCAAGAAAAACAGCUGAAGCUGUCGACAUUUUGAAGCUCAUGUCUUCAACUUACUUAGUUGCUCUCUGCCAAGCCAUUGAUCUGAGGCACUUAGAGGAGAACUUGAAAAACACUGUGAAGAACACAGUGAGUCAAGUUGCCAAAAGAGUUCUCACAAUGGGUAUCAAUGGCGAGCUUCACCCAUCAAGAUUCUGUGAAAAGGAUCUUCUCAAAGUCAUCGACAGAGAAUACGUUUUUGCCUACAGUGAUGAUCCAUGCAGUGCAACGUACCCAUUAAUGCAAAAGCUAAGACAAGUACUUGUAGAUCACGCAUUGAUGAAUGGUGAUAAGGAGAAGAAUUCUAGCACCUCAAUUUUCCAGAAAAUUGCAGCAUUUGAAGAAGAACUCAAGGCGAUUUUGCCUAAAGAAGUUGAAAGUUGCAGGAUUGAAUGUGAGAAUGAAAAUCCAGCUAUUCCUAACAGGAUCAAAGAAUGCAGAUCAUACCCAUUGUACAAGUUUGUGAGAGAAGAACUGGGUACCAAUUUGCUCACAGGCGAGAAAGUCCGGUCGCCGGGAGAAGAGUUUGAUAAGGUUUUCUCGGCAAUGUGUGCAGGGAAGAUGAUUGAUCCUAUGCUUGAAUGCCUCAAGGAGUGGAAUGGUGCUCCUCUUCCCAUCUCCUAAGAACUAUUUUUUCUUUUUUUUUUUUUUUUUUAUUUUAAAAAAAAUAUAUAAAGGUUGCAUAUGCCAUGUUAAUCUGUAACUUCAAAACUGUAAUGUCAAAUUGUACUGUGUUUAUGAUGUUUAUUUUCUUUUAUACUUGAAAGAAUCUUGAUUUCUUUGUACUUUGAAUUUCAGCAAGUGUAUAACAAGAUAUGCAAUCAAGAUUUGAUUAAGUAUUGUUUUCAUAAA